Linum tenue is the source of this 7049-nucleotide messenger RNA. Lineage: Eukaryota; Viridiplantae; Streptophyta; Magnoliopsida; Malpighiales; Linaceae. The record is from the annotation of a GenBank genome assembly.
AAAAAAAGGAUUAAUAAAAUAAAACACUCGCGUCACAAAUAAUCCCUUUUCUGCUGGCUGGUCUCUCGCUCGAACCAGCGCGACUAGCCGCCUUUCCUCUUGGGUCUCUUGCUCGAAUCGCUACGCGCCUUAAAAAUCCCAAUCCCGCAGCUUCUCUUCUCCAAUCGGUCAAUCAAUCAAUCUCUUUCGAUCUCAUUCAAGAUUCGCCAUCUUCAAUUUCCUCAUCUGUUCCCGCUGGCGUUUAUCCCCAUUCCGCCCGCGGUCUCGAUUCAAUCCCCUAGGGUUUUUGCUUUCCAAUUCAUGUCUUCGAUGGAAGCUUCCGGCUCUCUGCUAGGUUGAAAGAGUUGAAUUCGAUUCUUUGUUCCCGCUUUUAUUCUUCGUUACCAUUGGAUCCCGAAGUUGCUUUUCGCCCUAGGGUUUCGAGGUUUCUGCUCGUCGUACGUAUUUGCGUCGGAGUAGACCGGAAUCCGGCGGGCGUAGGGUUUCGUUGCUGGGAUUGGGGAAUUUCUCGGUGGUGGUAGUGGGAUUCGAUUGGGUUGUUGCUUAAUAUAUUCAUGGCGGGAAGGAGACAUGGAGGCUAUUGCGAUAAUGAGUUCCGGGAGCGGGAAUCAGAAUUUGAGUUGUCGAGGAAGGAAUCUGAGUAUUCUAAGGAGAGGUAUGUUAGGUUAGGGAAUGGUACGCAAGAGUAUGAUCGUGACCGCAUUCGAGUUCGUGACUUGAGGGAUAGGGUUAGUGGAGGUAGAAUGGGGCAGAGGGAGGGCAUGAAUGGAGGUAAUAGGUGCUCCUCUAGUAGGAGCAAUUCAGGUAGUAGUAGUGGUGGUGGUGGCAGUGGCGGUGCGGCCGGCCCGAGACGUUGUGGUUCUGUGGGUGUGAUUGUUGAUAAAGAGCCUGGUGAGUUGUCUAGUGAUAGUGGGUCUGAUGGUGCAAUUGAGUCGGAAUCACUGGUCAGUAAAGAAGGUGAUAACUUGUCGAAGGGGGGAGAGAAUGGCGGGAUAAAGGCUCCUGUUGAGAAGAAGCGGAAGUUCUCUCCGAUUGUGUGGGACAGAGAUGAAAAGGCCGUGAGUAAUCCAUUGCAAAUUGGAGGUCGUAAUCAGGUGUUAGCCUCUCUUCCUCCACCCCCUAUGCCUAAGCUGCAAAACGAGUUACCUGAUGUUACUGAAGAGGUAACUGUUGAAACAUCUCCCGUUAGAGGUGCUGACAAUCCGAAGUCAACAUCUUCAUCUCCCAUCAAGGAUCCAAUUUCUAAAUUUUCAGGCGAGUCAGAGUCGCCUAUGGAACUGCUACCUCCAAUGUCAGAUGAACGUCAAUGGGACAAAGGUCUUCGAUCAGAUGCGUUAGAAGAUGAAGAUUAUGUGCCAACUCGCCAUAUAUCUUCCUCAAGAUGGGCAGCUGCUAACAGUUCUCCUGUUGACAAAGGUGAAAUUGUUGAAGAUCACACUAUGAUUAAAAGGAGGAAGAAGCUGCAUCCUUUAGACUCAUCUGAUUCUAGAUUGCGAAGUAAGUCUGUGUCCCCCGAGCCUGGAAGCGUCAAGAGAGAAGGGUCUGAAGGGGGCAAGGGCAGGUUGUCUGCUUCUGAAGACCCGGGAUCUCAUCUGAGGUCCUCGAGUGGAGAUGAAUAUCCCAACAAUGAUUCUGAGAGGGAUGAAGAGAUGGAGGUUGAUGGAGAUAGUGAUUACAAGGAUAGGAACAUGGGUCACUCAGAUACUGAUUCUGAAGAUGAAGAUGGUUCUCAGGGAGCACUAGAACCAGCUGGUCCGCCUCAGAGAUGUGUUAACAUGCUCAGGGGUUGUAGGAGUGUUGAUGAUUUCGAGAGACUUAAUAGGAUAGAUGAAGGUACAUAUGGCGUUGUAUUUAGAGCCAAGGACAGUAAGUCUGGAGAAAUUGUAGCUUUGAAAAAAGUAAAAAUGGAGAGAGAACGAGAAGGUUUUCCUCUUACUGCGCUGAGGGAAAUAAACAUCCUCCUUUCAUUGCAUCAUCCUUCUAUUGUUGACGUUAAAGAGGUGGUUGUAGGUAGUAAUCUUGAUAGCAUUUAUAUGGUUAUGGAGUACAUGGAGCAUGAUUUGAAAGGUCUUAUGGAGUCAAUGAAACAGCCGUUUAGUCAGAGUGAAGUUAAAUGCUUAAUGUUGCAGCUGUUGGAGGGUACAAAGUAUUUGCAUGACAACUGGGUCCUUCAUCGCGAUCUAAAGACAUCAAACCUGCUACUAAAUAAUCGGGGUGAGCUGAAGAUAUGUGAUUUUGGUUUGGCUCGUCAAUAUGGGAGCCCACUAAAGCCAUAUACUCAGAUGGUGGUUACUCUUUGGUACAGGGCGCCUGAGCUUCUUCUGGGAGCACAACAGUAUUCAACAGCAAUUGACAUGUGGUCAUUGGGAUGUAUAAUGGCUGAAAUGCUAUCUAAACAACCUUUGUUUAAUGGCACGAAAGAGUAUGAUCAACUGGACAAGAUUUUCAGAACCCUUGGUACACCGAAUGAAACUAUCUGGCCUGGAUUUGCCAAGUUAUCCAAAGCUAGGGUCAACUUUGUUAAGCAUCCGCUCCCAGCUGGGUGAUUAUGGUCUGGUGAUCUGACAUCCACUGGUUGAAAUUUUCAGUGAGACAUUUGCAUUUCCUGUUCAUUCUUAACAGUAUCACCUACUUCUUUCAGGUAUAACCUGCUACGUAAAAAAUUCCCUGCAACAUCUUUCACUGGAUCACCUGUGCUCUCUGAUGCUGGGUUUGAUUUGUUGAACAAACUGCUGACCUAUGACCCCGAGAAGCGGAUAAGUGCUGAAGCGGCUCUUAACCAUGAGUGGUUUCGCGAAGUACCACUUCCUAAGUCGAAAGAUUUCAUGCCAACAUUCCCUGCUCAACAUGCACAGGACAGACGUCUGCGAAGAACGGUGAAGAGCCCAGAUCCUUUGGAGGAGCAACGUAGGAAAGAGUUGUUGCAGGCAGAUUUAGGGACUGGUGGGUUAUUUGGCUAAAGGAUAUUAUUUUCCAUCCUGGCCUUUUGUCUCCAUGAUUAUCUUCCACAUUGUUGGCACAUUACGAGGUUGAGGUGAGGGAUAACUACUGAAGGAAAGUUGCAAAACAUUGAUUAUCAGAAGAUCGUUGACCCUGUUUUGCUCUGGUGUUUUGAUUGGGGAAGUUAUUUGCCUACUGCCACCAAGUAGUUGUGUUGCAGGUUGCCUUCUUCACCCAGGUGUCAUUCAUUCAGCCUAUAGAUUUUCAUCUGUGACACUGCUUGCUUCGCAAGGUGUGGCAUAAUGGGUUUUCUUCUUUCAAAAAUCAGUUUCAGCUGAAACAAGUGUAUGUAACAUAUUUUUUCUCUGGUACAUUGUAAACAAUUCUAUCCAAUAUGGUUUCGAAGAUUUUGAGAGUAUGGUUAUUGCCGAAUUGCCUGCUAUCUCUCUUUUUUUAAUAUUCACAUUGUGUUUGCAAGAGCCUAUUGAUUUGAAGUGGAGGAGAGAAGUUCUUAGCGUUUCAUUGCCGAAGAAAUAUACAAAAAACUUGAUUUAGCAAAGUACCAACGCAAGCAGGUCCUGGAAGUUACCUGCACACUGCGGAUUUUCUUGAACUUUCAAUUAAUUGUCAACAAGGAUCAUAAAAGGUACCUGCACUGUCAGAAUCUUGUGGUUAUCUGAUUAAAUCCUACUGCCUAUGUAGGCUAGUUCCAUAUAGUUACCAGAUGCAUCGAGUUUAGCGAGGGUCUCUUAUUGGUCAUAUAGAACUAGCAGCACGCAGAGAAGCCGGAGAAUCCAAUGAGUUGCUUGAUUAUGUUGGCCUCAGUGGCGUUUUAUUGAUGGACUAGCUGAGGUCUUCUUGCAUGCAUUUCUCCCUUAUACUUAGUUUACCGUCUUUUGCCUGUGUUUUACCCUACUUAGAAGAAUUAUGCUAAGUGUCCCCCCUACACCUCUCGCUUCGUAAGCACUGACCCAAAAUGAUGUUGCUUUGACGAGUAAUAUGGUCAAGUGUUGCCAUCAGGUUUCAGCUCGAUCCCAUAAGAAGUAGAAUGAUUUGUGCAGUAACUUGUGUUUUGGUAGUGUUGGAAAGGCAAAGAAUUAUAGGCAUUUACUGGAUGAUGGGACCUCCAAUUUGGGAUCUGCCGGUGCUCUUGAAGAAGAGUUCAUUUUUACGGUCCUAUAUCACAAUAACAAAACCUUGCUGUCUUUGUAGUUCAAUAGUCCCAUACACGGAACAAGAGCGAUUUGUGAUGGGGUCUUGUGUUGAUCAUAUAGGAAAUUCACUUUCACAUAGAGAAUUGGUUGGAGAUACUCGUUGGGUUUGCCAAAUAUUGGCCAAGCUUGCAACUUUUCAAUGGUUUUUUUAUCUUGUAUCCGUGUUUCAAUCAUACCUACUAGUAUCUUAAGAAUGGGUGUGUGAUAUCGUUCAGAUUUAAUGCCGUAUUGUUAACUCUAAGCUGUAGCUUACCCUUCAGAUUAGGGCUUUGAUUUUCGAUCCGUCUUGCUUCUCCUGUUGGUUACCUUUACACAGUGAUCAUGUUUCUCGUCCGUGUGUUGCGCUUCCUGUUUCUCUGUGCCGUCUCCCAGUUCCCGGUUACUUAGUGUGGCCUGGUGCUGUGGUGGUAAAGUUGGGGUGUGCAUCGAAGUGGCUUAAUUCUUCAACAAUUGAUUUGAAGGUUUUCUCUACCGUGGCUCCAGGUUUUGCAUUGAUUGGAAAUGCAGAAUGUAGACAGGAAUCUGUGGCUGCUAGCGCGUGGGGCCUUGUUUUCCGGUUGUAGCUCGGGUGGCGCUGCUGGUUGAUCUUUGUAAAUUAGUCUUUUGAUAAUCAAAAUCCUGGUUUUCUGCAGUGGGUGAAUUUAGUGUCGUCAAGGUCGCGAGGCUUAAACAGGUCUAGCUGCCAGAACCACUGCUAGUGGGGAGCAGUAAUAUACGUACUCAGCGCAACGUAUAGAAGCCAUUACUGGAAAAUACGAGACUUGACACCAGAGACCGUCAUUUUUGUUAGCCACGUUAGCAUACAACUGACAGAAUUAACGGAGAUUGAUGAAAUGUACCGGCUAGCAAUCAAAUGUGAACUAUUAUUUAGUGAUCAUUAAUGAAUUAAAUUUAUUUGUGGCCAAAUGUGUAAUAUGUAGUAAUUUCAGUGAUUGAAUUUGCAAUUUGUCCAAUAGGCUAAGGACAAACGGAGAGUGACCAAACAUGGACUGUGUUUCUAAUUUGAGUGACUACAAAUGGAAUAAAUUUAUUUUAGUGGCAAACGUAAACUUCUUAAAUAAUUCUAGUGACCAAAUUUGCAAUUUAUCCCUUCACAUACACCUCAAAGUACAUUCAUUACAUUAAUUCAAUUUACCAAAAUUUUUAAUGCCUUCCAUCGGCCAACAGGCCGGGCUAUAAGCUAGUGAGUUUAAUUACGACGAAUAAUAAAUCUCCUUCUCUCCUUGCCCAGCCGCCCGCUCUCAACCUCACGACAAAUAUAACGAUCUACUCCCAAGCAGAAGCAGUAAUCAAUCUGGAAAGUAAUGGCUGAGUCGAAUCACAACGCAACAAGAAACCCGACCGAGUUCCAGGUGACCAAGGGGAACCCAAGCCUGGUUCCGCCUGCGCAGAGCAGAGAGAAAGGGAGCGUCUACUUCCUCUCAAAUGUCGACGACGUCUUCUGCAUCAUCCGCAUCGUCUACUGCUUCAAGUCCGACCGGCGGAGAGGGAGCGAUUGCGCCGCGGAAGUCAUCAGGGACGCCCUGGGCAAGGUCCUGGUCCACUACUACCCGAUGGCCGGCCGUCUGGUCCUCUCGCCGGAGGGAAAGCCCACCCUCAAUUGCUCCGGCGAAGGGGUGGUUUUCGUCGAGGCGGAGGCCGAUUGUGGGCUGGAAGACGUUGACUUCUCGCGGCCGUUUGAUAGGUUCGCGCGUGAGAAGCUGGUGGUUUAUGAUCUUCCUGGCGUGCCCGACAAAUUCGAGAUCCCUCUCAUAGCUCAGGUGACUAGGUUCAAAUGUGGAGGAUUGGUGGUGGGAAUCUCCUUCAAUCACCUAUUGGGAGACGGACAAGCGAUAGCGGAAUUCGUCAACUCAUGGAGCGAAACCGCAAGAGGACUGCCCCUCUCCGUCCCGCCAUUCCUCGACAGGACAAUUCUCAGAUCCAGAACCCCACCCAAAAUCGAGUUCCGCCACUCCGAGUUCGAACCUCUGCAGCACCACAAAUCCUCCGCCGCCGACGAACAAAUCACGACUCACAGGUACAUCCGACUCACUCCAGAAAUGAUCAAGAGGGCAAAAUCAAACGCAAUCGGAGCCACAUUAAGCAACCACUACUCCACCUACGAAGCCAUCUUCGCAUUCGCGUGGCGGGCUCGAAACCGCGCGCUGAAAACGGUGCCGGAUCAGCUGACAAGGCUCCUGUUGGUGGUCAACACGAGGGGCAAAUUCGAGCCGCCGCUGCCGAAAGGGUAUUUUGGGAACGCGCUCAAUUUCGCCGCGGCGCAUAGCCUGGCAGGGGACCUCGUCGGGAAUCCGGUUUCCUACGCCGCGGUGAAGAUUCGGGAGGCAAUUGGGAGGGUGAGCGACCGGCGAUUGAGGUCGGUGAUCGAUUACUGCGAGGUGACGACGAGAGCUAAUAAUAAGCGGCGGCCCAGCGGUUAUGGUAAGAUGGUGGCCACGGCGAUGUCGAGGUUGCCGUUCUCUGCGGCGGAUUUUGGCUGGGGAAAGCCCAUCUCCUGCCUGCUGGUGGAGCCUCCGUCGGAUGAUAAUAUGGUGCUCUUUGAUCAUCCGACGGAGAAAGGGAGCUUGAUUUUAUUUAUCGCCUUGCCGGGUCAGGCGAUGGUGAGAUUCGAGCGGCUGGUGGAGGAGGAACUUUGUCAUACUAUAAAUGUCACGUGCGGAAUCCGUGGGCUGGCGCCGUGUCGUCUUUAACUUAAAUACUUAACAGAUGGUGGGAAUGGGUCAGGAUUUGGCGAUGGAGAUAUAUAUGAAGUAAUAAUAAUGUAUACCAUCAUGUUAGGUUCAUAAAUUUGGGGGGAGAUAAGUUGAACGUUGAGUAUCGCAUCCUAUUUUCUGAAUCGAGAAAUGAGUAGUUGUGGAUAUUUAUAUUUGAAAAACAACUUAAUAUAUUCACCGU